UGUCUUUCAGUUUCACUUCAUAACCUUGUUUUGGAAUUAACGUAUAUUCAUUGAAAAAUCAAGUUCCGGUUUAACGUUAAAUCACUCAUGAAAAAAUGGAUUCAUCAAAAUUUUAAAAAGAUCAGAUGGUCCUGUUGAAGAAAAAUUGUUGGAAAAGAUUUUUUCAAAAGAACACCUUUUGGUUCCGGUGCAGCCUCACUAACUUCUGAUGACGGAAAUCCACAAAAGAUUUUAUCAACGGAAUUCAAACAUACGAAACUUGAACCUCACAGUUCAUCGUCAAAAUGCUCUAGUCUCCAGUUUUGGUUUCAUCAUGAAUGGUAGUCCAAAUUGACAUCUUCGCAAUGCAAUUGUUAUUGCUCUUGUGAUUUCAAGAACUACGUCCAUAUGGAACGCUGCAAAAGUACACUAUAGAUUCUCGUAUAAAGAUCAUCACAGUGAUCGGCGUCAUAAACUAUUGCUGCAAGCGUUGUGCAUACAAAUUUAAAUCUGUACGUAUUAUUGAGCAGUCACGAUCGAACGUGUUAUGUAUUCAAGGACCCACGAGUGCUGUAGAUGCUUGGGAUAUUCGGUUUUCCUUAACGCUAUCCUUAGUUGUUGUUUUCUCAUUGAACUCCUUUGAAAACCAAAAAAAAAUUGAUAAAAAGUCACGUCUGCGUUUUUAUUGAUAUUGCACGCAAAGUAAACAUUUUGACGGGCUGCAAAAGGAAUACGAUAACAAUACGAGAUCUGGCGAAAUUCCAAGCAGGGUAAUACUUACGUGGGCGCAGUAGUGAGUUUCAUUCUGAAAUGCAAUACAGACGAAUUGCCCGGUAGCAUUCUCAAUUCUAAGCCAAAGGCUCGCAUGCGAAUCCAACCGCGACGGCGCACUCGGUACGCGUUAUCUUGGAUCAGCUGCGCUAUCGAAACGACGAUCGGAGCUCGUCGUGUGAGUCAGCCAGCUAAAAGCCGCGAGCUCUCGGUGGGAUACGUGUGCAUUGGGCAACAGCCAGAGGCUAACACCGUGGUUGCCCGACCGCCGAAAUGCGGCUUGUUCGAGGAGCGUCCUGCGAAAACCUCGACGUUCCGACGCUACUACGAGCGCGGCAUGUUCCCGAUUGCCCUCGAGGCCGACGCCAGCGGCGGCCAGAAGAUCUCCUGGAAGGUCGACCUCGACAAGCUCGACUAUCAGUUCUAUCUGCCGUUGUUCUUCGACGGGCUGACCGAGGCUAAGGUGCCUUACAGUUUCAUCGUGGAACAGGCGAUCCUCGAGAUGCUCGACGUCAGCGGCGCGGGCGUCCAGGUGCUGCCCUGCCUGCCGCAGCUUGUCAUGCCUAUCAAGAGGGCCCUCGACACGAAGAUCCCGGAGGUGAUCUGCAGAACUCUGCGAAUCCUGCAGCGUCUCGUUCGCUGCGGCAACUGCAUCGGCGAGGCACUCGUGCCCUAUUUCCGGCAGAUCUUGCCUGUGUUCAGCCUGCUCAAAGAUCGCAACGUGAACUACGGCGAAGGCAUCGACUACUCGCAGCAGCGGGGCGAGAACGUGGCCGACCUUAUCCAGGAGACGCUCGAGGUACUCGAACAGUACGGUGGCGAGGAUGCCUUCAUCAAUAUCAAGUACAUGGUGCCUACCUACGAGUCCUGCACGAGAAACUAACAGCUACAGCGAUUGUCAUUUUGGCCACUCAUUAACCCCCGUUUUUCUCCUUUAGGUCGACUGUUCAAAUUCCAGCUAGUCGUUGACUUGUUAACCCGUAUUGUAGACGAUAUUUUACAUAUUGCACCUAUUUUUCUAUUUAACAUUUGCAAAUUAGAUGGUAUUACGUGGUAUUGACACGUUUUGCAUUAGCUCGGGCUCCUCUGAUGAUUAAUUUUAAUCUACACUGUUAUCCAAACCAUGAACCACAACUUUAUUCAAUAUCGUUUAUGUAAUGAACAACGCCAACCAUUUUUGCAUUACUAGCGUUUUUAAAUUAUUGCAUUUAAACGCUCUAUUUAACUUUAUUAUAAACUCAUUGUCUUUGAUCUAGUCGCACAAAUUUGAAAAAGUCUCCAACAAAUUACCUCCAACUCUUGAGCUUUUUAGAGUAUUGCAAUAGUUCAAUGUGUACCAUUAAAUUUGCCUGUUGAAACUACCUGUGACGUAAUAAAG
This is a messenger RNA of Phymastichus coffea, 2128 nucleotides long. RefSeq names its product parkin coregulated gene protein-like. Bases 845 to 1633 code for a protein of 262 amino acids. Lineage: Eukaryota; Metazoa; Arthropoda; Insecta; Hymenoptera; Eulophidae. The record is from RefSeq and is a predicted model, not a curated record. Gene Ontology annotation, molecular function: Hsp70 protein binding; Hsp90 protein binding. The transcript has 8 exons.